Messenger RNA from Sitophilus oryzae (rice weevil), 2554 nucleotides. It is a transcript of the gene Mcm5, whose product is annotated as DNA replication licensing factor Mcm5. The record is from RefSeq and is a predicted model, not a curated record. Bases 78 to 2279 code for a protein of 733 amino acids. Gene Ontology annotation, molecular function: ATP binding; single-stranded DNA binding; single-stranded DNA helicase activity. Gene Ontology annotation, cellular component: MCM complex; nucleus. Lineage: Eukaryota; Metazoa; Arthropoda; Insecta; Coleoptera; Curculionidae. Gene Ontology annotation, biological process: DNA replication; double-strand break repair via break-induced replication; DNA replication initiation. The transcript is spliced from 12 exons.
UUUCGCGCCAAAACAAUAGACGUGCUUGUGAGGAUUGUGUAGUUUUGUUUCUAUCGUUUUUGGUUUAAUUAAUUAUUAUGGAAGGGUUUGACGAGCCCCAAAUUUUCUUUAGUGAUAACUGGGGAGGUGAAGAAAAUCAAGGAGAUAAUGGUACAAUUAAUUUGCAAGCAGUAAAGAAGAAAUUCAAGGAAUUUAUAAGGCAAUUUCACACAGAAAAUUUCAACUAUAAAUACAGAGAUAAUUUGACGCGUAAUUAUAACCUUCGUCACUAUUUUUUGGAUAUUAACGUCGAAGAUUUGGGAAAUUUUGAUGAAACUUUGGCAGAUAAGUUGUUUAAACAACCGGCAGAACACCUGCCCAUCUUUGAAGAAGCUGCUACAGAAGUGGCUGAUGAGUUAACAGCACCCAGGCCUGAAGGAGAAGAAAAAGUAGAGGAUAUUCAGAUUAUGUUUAAUUCAGAAGCCCAUUCAUCCAAUUUAAGGGCCUUGAAGUCUGAUGUAGUGUCGCGUCUGGUUAAAAUCCCUGGUAUUAUUAUUAGUGCCUCAGGUAUUAAGGCAAAAGCAACAAAAAUAUCAAUUCAGUGUCGAUCAUGUAGCAAUGUUAUAUCAAAUUUACCAGUUAAAGCUGGACUUGAAGGCUAUGUUAUGCCACGCAAAUGUAACACAGAACAAGCAGGUAGACCUAAAUGUCCAUUAGAUCCGUAUUUUAUUAUGCCUGAUAAAUGCAAAUCCGUUGAUUUUCAAAUACUCAAACUGCAAGAGUUACCUGAUGGUAUCCCACAAGGAGAAAUACCUAGACAUAUGUUGUUAUAUUGUGAUCGGUAUUUGUGUGAUAAAGUUGUACCAGGCAACAGAGUAUUUAUAUUAGGAAUAUACUCGAUUAAGAAAGUUUCUAGGCCAUCUAAAAGAGAAGGUAGAGAAAAAGCUAUUACAGGUGUGAGGGCAGCAUAUAUGAGAGUCUUGGGCAUGCAAUUAGAUAACGACGGAAUUGGAUCUCCGGGAUGUGGUGUGGUAACCUCUGCAGAGGAAGAUCUAUUCCGGAGAAUGGCAGCCAUGCCAAAUAUUUACGAGAGAUUGGCCAGCAGCGUGGCACCUUCAAUUUAUGGAGCCUUGGAUAUUAAAAAAGCAGUCACUUGUUUACUUUUUGGAGGUUCCAGAAAAAGGUUGCCAGAUGGUCUAACUAGGAGGGGUGAUAUUAAUGUGCUUCUGUUGGGUGAUCCUGGUACUGCCAAAUCCCAAUUGCUUAAGUUUGUUGAACGAGUAGCCCCAAUUGCUGUGUACACAUCAGGCAAGGGCAGUUCAGCGGCUGGUCUAACAGCGUCUGUGAUGCGAGAUCCAGCCUCCAGAAACUUUGUUAUGGAAGGAGGAGCGAUGGUUUUAGCUGAUGGCGGUGUCGUUUGUAUCGACGAGUUCGAUAAAAUGAGAGAAGACGACAGAGUUGCCAUUCAUGAAGCUAUGGAACAACAAACAAUUUCCAUCGCCAAAGCCGGGAUUACGACUACUUUGAAUUCUAGAUGCUCUGUCCUUGCCGCCGCAAAUAGUAUUUUCGGACGAUGGGAUGAAACUAAGGGAGAUGAAAAUAUCGAUUUUCUGCCCACAAUUUUGUCUAGAUUCGAUAUGAUUUUCAUUGUUAAAGAUGAGCAUGACCAAAGAAGAGAUAUGACUUUGGCCAAACACAUUAUGGGUAUUCACAUGAACGCUGAUCAAAUAACUCAAGAGCCAAAGGAGGGAGAAUUAUCAUUGGAGCUUCUUAAAAAAUACAUAAAUUAUUGUAGAACAAGAUGCGGACCCAGAUUAAACAAAGACGCCGCUGAAAAACUGAAGAGGCGAUAUGUUAUGAUGAGAUCGGGCGCAAGUCAACACGAAAAAGAGAUUGACCACAAGAACUCUAUUCCUAUCACCGUUCGUCAACUGGAGGCCGUAAUUCGGAUGUCUGAAGCUCUUGCCAAAAUGCAGUUACAACCGUUCGCGACUGGCAGUCAUGUAGACGAGGCUUUGAGGUUGUUUCAAGUGUCUACUUUGGAUGCCGCGAUGAGCGGAUCCCUUGCAGGCGCUGAAGGUUUCACUACCGAAGGUGAACAGGAAAUGCUGUCUCGCGUAGAGAAACAGUUAAAAAGACGUUUUGCUAUCGGUACGCAAGUAUCCCAGCAAAACAUCGUCCAAGACUUUGUUCAGCAGGGCUAUCAAGAAAGGGCUAUUUUGAAAGUCCUUCAAGCGAUGAUCCGUAGGGGGCAGCUGCAGCAUAGGAUGCAGAGGCGCAUGCUGUACCGUAUCAGUUAAGCUCUAUUAUCAUUUUACUCAUUUCUUAUUUCUUAUUCUGUGUUGGUAUUUUUAAAAUAAUUUAGGAUUAAAAUCUUCUAUUACUAGAGCUUUUCUUGUGUUAACAUUGGUGAUGGGAAAAACCGAUUAAUUUCAGUAAUCGAGUGCUCGAGAUUCAAGCGACUCCAAUAACCGAAGCGAUUGCUCGAGCGAAAUUUCGCUCGUAUUUAAAAAUAUCGUCCCAUUGCUGCCAAAAGUCACUAACUUAUUUUUUAUUACUUCCGAGAAAAAUGCGU